Molecule: messenger RNA, 2232 nt
Organism: Linum trigynum
Lineage: Eukaryota; Viridiplantae; Streptophyta; Magnoliopsida; Malpighiales; Linaceae
Source: the annotation of a GenBank genome assembly
GCACAACUGGUCUGCCUAUGAGGAGGCUCUAAAGACAAACCCAGUUUUGGCAAAAAUGGUUAUUAGUGGAGUGGUGUAUUCUUUGGGAGAUUGGAUUGCACAAUGUUUUGAAGGUAAACCACUAUUUGAGUUUGAUCGCACGCGCAUGUUCAGAUCAGGCAUUGUUGGUUUUACGUUGCAUGGCUCUCUUUCACAUUACUAUUACCAAUUCUGUGAGGAGCUAUUUCCAUUUCACGACUGGUGGGCGGUUCCUGUCAAAGUAGCCUUUGACCAAACGGCCUGGUCUGCAGUUUGGAAUAGCAUCUAUUUUACUGUGUUGGGAUUCUUGAGGCUGGAGUCUCCUCUCACCAUUUUGGAUGAACUGAGGGCUACCUUUUUUCCCAUGCUUACAGCAGGUUGGAAGCUGUGGCCAUUUGCUCAUGUUAUAACCUAUGGUAUGAUCCCGGUAGAGCAAAGGCUUCUGUGGGUGGAUUGUGUGGAGCUCAUUUGGGUGACAAUCCUCUCCACGUAUUCGAACGAAAAAUCAGAAGCUAGAAUAGCAGAUGUACCAGUUGAAGCCAGUUCCAGUUCCAGUUCUGCACCAGCCACCCCCCACGACCACGAGGAAUAGAGAGGAUCAGGAGGGAGUCAACAAGGUAAGAAGGGUUUCUAGUAUCCAAGUUGAGACUGAUGCUUGCUAGAUGAGAGAUUGACUGGGCAAGUAAGGAGCUACAGCUACUCCCAAAUUGGAAAGGAUUGGGCUAAUCUCGGUUCCAUACAACUGCAUGCAUCCCAACUUGCCAAUAUCGGUAACCCAUACCCGCUGCAUAUAUCUGUAUAUGUAUGUUUUGUAUGUCGGGUGUUAAAACACUCUGUUCCUUUUCGUGGCAUAUCUACGUUCCCUAGAAAUCCAGAUAAGAAGAGAGCGAGAGAGAGAAAAGAAAAAGAAAAGAAGGUACAUAGCAUACCAUUUGUACUAUUGUGUGUGGCACAAGUAAAGUGGAGAAAUCCUUUGUUGUUAGUGUAAAGUAAUAUGCAAAGCGUAUUAACUAGCAAGUCAUUCCAAGAAACAACGAAUCUUCAAAAUUCGGAAAUUCGGAAAGGCAUGAUGUAUCUGCUCUGACUCAAAUUGAUGGAGAAGAUUAUUAUGAAUCUUAUAUCAUUCUCUUACCGUUAAUAAAAGCAGUUUUUUCCGCAAUUAAGUAACUUGGAAUUCACUCUCAAUAUCUCUCGUAUAGACUUAGUUGAUUAAGGAACAAAGACCCUUCAUGACCAAUUAAAAUUCGAUACAUGCUCUCACUUUCUUUAACGUUGCAAUUAGGGCUGCAAAUGAGCCGAGUUCCUCGCGAGCGGCUCGGCGUUCAACUCGAGAAAAGCUCGUUCGAAACUCGACUCGUUAAUAAUUGCUUCGAGAGCUGACUCGUGAGCUGACUCGUUUAGAGCUCAUGAUAUGUCUUGACAUGUGGCUAGAGAGCCAACUCGAUUACCAACUUAUGGAUGAAUCAAUCUAUAUCUUAUGAUUUUAAUUCAUAUGGUUGUUAAAUUAUAUAUCUCACCAUAUAUAAAGUUUAACACGUUGAGUUUGUGAGCAAUAUAUCUUAUUUUCUACUUUAAAAAGAAAUUAUGCAUCAUAAAUUGCUUCGAUAUUGUGAAAUAACAUGAUUUGGAGUAGUUAAAAUUUAUUAACUAAAUGAUAUAUGAUACCAACAAAGCAAAAUCUGAUAUUAGCUAACAAAAUAAAUCAUAUUUAUUAUGAUAUACAAAAUGAAGUAUCAAAUAAAAGUUAAGAUUUUAAUAAACAAGUUAGCUCGAACUCGACUCGACUCGGCUCGUUAAUAAAUGAGCUGAGCUCGAGCUCGACUCGUUUAUUAACGAGCCGAGCUCAAACUGGGGUAAAACUCGACUCCAUUCGACUCAUUUGCAGCCCUAGUUGUAAUCCGUUCUUGGUUCAAUGCAGCAUAUCAUUGGUUCGAGGACAAAAUUAUGGUCGAAGACUUUUAGGACAAAAUGAACCAACCGUGAUUACCACCAAAUCUUUUUAUUCAUUAUCAAAACAAAAAGAUUUGAUUAUAACCGAAUGCAUAAACUAACACCUUAUAACGCGUCGCUAUGUGUAGUCACGGGUAUCUAUAUCUGAUCGGCGGCCAACUUUGAGUUCACCAUCGAUUCUUUUUCCGGCCGGCCCGUCGUUUCCUGUUGUCGUUUUGGGAGAUGGUUUUGGUUCGAUUGGGACAUUAAAGGAUCACGGACACG